Messenger RNA from Psilocybe cubensis, 1551 nucleotides. RefSeq lists its product as uncharacterized. The record is from RefSeq and is a predicted model, not a curated record. Gene Ontology annotation, molecular function: oxidoreductase activity. The transcript is spliced from 8 exons. NCBI's taxonomy places the organism in Eukaryota, Fungi, Basidiomycota, Agaricomycetes, Agaricales, Agrocybaceae. The coding region runs from base 1 to 1551 and encodes 516 amino acids.
AUGGAGCCUCAUCGUAUCCUUGUGGAAGGUGUUAUGCCUCGGCUACCGGCUGGUCAAAACCCACCUCCCAGACUCGAAAUCUCCACAUUUGUCGAACAUAUUCGCCAGUUCUCACUAUACGUACAAGCACUGCAACAAAUUUAUGACCAACAUAAAGAAGAUGUGACGUCCUAUUGGCAAAUUGCGGGCAUUCAUGGCCAGCCUUAUGUCGAGUGGAACGGCACUUCAAGCGAAAAUGGUCGCGGCUUUUGCGCACACAAUACAGAGAUAUUCCCGACAUGGCAUCGACCGUACCUCGCUCUUUUUGAGCAAGAAAUACAAAGGCACGCACGCAACAUUGCGGCGACAUACACGCAUGAUCGCCCAGCCUGGGAGGCAAUAGCAGCGGAGUUGCGCCAACCCUAUUGGGGAUGGGAUAAAGUUGAAACAAUGACUCUACCGGCGCAGGUCACAACGUCGCCUACAGUUGAAAUUAUCAAACCCGACAAUCUGGCACGUGUGUCUGUUCCAAACCCAUUCUUGACAUACGCAUAUCCAGCGGGUGAAAAUUCGGUGUUCGCGUACCCCUUCAAUGUCUGGCCGCGUACUGCACGCUACCCUGAUGCUUCGGGUAAAAGUCAGCCUAUUCUGCUGAAUAAGAGCCUUAAAUCAAUAGGCAGUCAAGUCGAAAACAACGUUAAGAGGCUCUUUUCAAUCACAAAUUGGAACGAGUUUGUACUCGGAAGCGAGACAACGGUUGGAUUGGAGUUCAUUCAUGGCACAAUGCAUUUUCAUUCGGGAGGGCCGAAUGGCAACAUGUCACAUCUUCAGGUUUCAGCUUUCGAUCCAAUUUUCUAUCUCCAUCACGCUCAAGUCGAUCGUAUGGUCGACCUCUGGCACAGUGUACACAAGGACUGGACCAAGGAUACCAAAGAUCUGCUCCCCUUCCUGAGGACUCAAACUGACUAUUGGCAAUCUCCAGAAAUCAUCAAGCCCGGCGACGUAUUUAACUAUACCUACGACAAUGAUUUAUCUGUAUCCGGCGAAAGUUUAGCAGAAGACAAACAAAAUACAGAUAUCGUGAGCACUGAGGUUCAGUGGAGCGUCCGUGUUGAGUGCAAAAUGUACGAGGUGGGGGGAAGUUUCUCUGUCUACGUCUUCAUGUCAAAAGAAGUUCCCUCCGACCAUCCGGAGUGGCUGUUCCACCCCUCCUUUGCCGGUACCUUUGAUGUUUUUGCCAACCCCGAGCCCGAGGAGUGUGCCAACUGUACCGCUCAUGCUGGUGAUAUAAUCAAAGGAUUUGUACACAUAAACCAGAAAUUGGAGACAUUGAACUUGGACUCCCUUGAUCCCGAGAACGUCAUUCCUUACUUGAAGGAGCACAUCAGCUGGGGAGUCUUGAAGUCCAACGGUGAAGUUUUCGACUUACAAAGGUUCACAUCACUCAAGGUGACGGUGAUAUGCACGCCCAUUACCCUCACCGUCGGUGCAAAAUACCCUAAGGAGGGUCAACCAAAGAUCUAUCCUGAAGUUACUCGUGGACGCGUCGGAGGUUAUCGUGAUGGUGCAUAG